AUGUCUUCCAUACAAACCCAUCCCAACAACGAUGCGUUAAACACUUCUCCCCCGCAGCAUCAACUUCACGACUCUUCUGAGCCGCUACCAGGUUCCGGGUCGCGUGCCGGCACAAAGACUCAGGACUACUCGCCGGCCAAUAUCGAGCGCAUGGAGUCGCAGGAGGCUCAUGGUAACACUGAAUUCACCAGCGACCGCCCGCUCGGCGUUAAACCUACGCCAGAAGGUAGAGUCGCAAUUGGUGGGCAGCCCAACCAGCCCGAGGGCCAUGCCGGGUUCGGUGACAAGGUCAUCGGAAAAACGCAAAAGGCAGGUCUUGUCAUCGGCAAGUACACCAAAAAUGAUGAGCUCCAUGAGAAAGGCGAGUUGAGAGAGACGCGCGGGAAAGGCCUUGGGGAAUGCACGAGCAGCUCAUGA
This is a messenger RNA of Suillus paluster, 417 nucleotides long. RefSeq lists its product as uncharacterized. The record is from RefSeq and is a predicted model, not a curated record. The transcript has 3 exons. NCBI's taxonomy places the organism in Eukaryota, Fungi, Basidiomycota, Agaricomycetes, Boletales, Suillaceae. The coding region runs from base 1 to 417 and encodes 138 amino acids.